Saxophila tyrrhenica is the source of this 2235-nucleotide messenger RNA. RefSeq lists its product as uncharacterized. The record is from RefSeq and is a predicted model, not a curated record. The coding region runs from base 1 to 2235 and encodes 744 amino acids. The transcript has 2 exons. NCBI's taxonomy places the organism in Eukaryota, Fungi, Ascomycota, Dothideomycetes, Mycosphaerellales, Extremaceae.
AUGCCUUCGCUUCUGGACCAAAUGCGGCUGUUACCUGCUGCGCUCCUCGCAUUGACCUUCUCAUAUGCUGUCGCCGCUCAAAAUGAUGGGUCUGGAUCGACACCAAGACCGAUAGCCAUCCCACCAAGCCAACAAUGGGAUGGAAUCGACGGGUCAUGGUCCUCCUUCGCAAUUCAAGUAGGCACGCCUCGACAAGACAUCCGGACGUUCGUUUCAUGGAACGCCUAUCAGACAUGGGCCGUAAUACCAGAAGGAUGCGAAGCGGCAGACGAUUACGAUGCAUGCGCGCAGGCGAGAGGAGGCAUAUUCAACCAAACGGCGUCGCGGUCGUGGGAUGAGCAGGGUCUGUACGAGUUGAGGAUACUGCAGAACCUUGGAUAUGAUGGCAACGGCUAUUAUGGGUUCGACGUGCUAGAGUUGGGUGGAGCUGUACCAAUUGUGAGGAAUACUACAGUCGCUGGCUUCGCGCUUGAUGACUUCUACCUUGGAGUGCUUGGGAUCAAUCCGAAGCCAACAAACUUCAGCGAAGACACCACUGGAGCACCGAGCUAUAUGACGCUUCUGAAAGACCAAGAACAUAUCCCUAGCAUAUCAUUUGGAUACACCGCUGGCGCACAUUACCGGGACGAUAACACGAGUAACCCUUACUGUUCGUUGACGCUUGGUGGAUAUGAUAAGACCAAGUUUUUUGCGAACGACCUCACCUGGAACUUCGCGGCCGACAACAGCCGCGACAUUGUGGUCGCAUUACAGGACGACUCGUCACCAGUCGCUACCGAGCUGCUGCCAAAUGCAAUCUCUGUAUAUCUCGACGCAACUGUCCCGCAGAUAUGGUUGCCGCUCGAGUCAUGCUACGUCUUUGAGUACGAGUUCGGUCUUGUGUACGACAAUGCGACAGAGCUGUACCUGGUUAACAACACCCUUCAUCGGCAGCUCGUGUCGCGCAACGCUAGCAUCACAUUCCAGCUGGCUGUGGAUAACAAGGGAGGCGAUGUCGUGAACAUCGAGCUACCAUAUGCCGCCUUCGACCUGACUGCGAAGUCGCCGUACCAGGAGUUGUCGGAUGAUACGUACUACUUCCCGCUCAGGCGUGCGAGUGGUGAGUCGCAAUACACUCUGGGCCGGGUUUUUUUCCAGGAAGCAUACAUCGCUAUCGAUUACGAGAGCCAGAAGUUCAACGUCUCGCAGCGGGCCUGGGAUGGCAGCUCAGAUCAGAACCUCGUGACCAUACCUGCAUACUCCAUGCGGUCAGACGAAUCCUCCUACCCAGGCGUAGGCUCGCCGGACGACUCCAGCUCAAGCAGCGGUCUGUCCGGGGGUGUCAUCGCCGGCAUAGUCAUCGGCGUCAUCGCCCUCGUAGUCAUCCUUGUCCUCCUCGCUAUCUGGCUCCGCCGCCGCCGCAGCAAGGCUGCCAAACAACGGGCUCUCGAGAACGAAAAGCUCGGCUCCGCCAGCGAUACCGCCUCCGAUCACGACACCAGCUCCCCCGGCCGCGGCACCGAAAGCGUCGUCAUCCCCAAAGCCGAGCUCCCAGGCUCCGAGCCUCCAGCUCAAUCCGAAUCCGAAUCAGGAGGCGAACAAAACCCCUUCGUCUCCGGCGCUCUCAGCGAUGGCUCCAGCAGCCCAAGCGAUACUCGCUCCCCGCGCACCCCUAACGCCCUCUCAGGCCACACAUUUGUCAGUGGACGCUGGAACAACGAAGCCUACUCCCCCUCCACCGACGGCCCAGAAGAAGGCACCGGCACGCACUCCUCCACCGACUCAUCGUCCCGCGGUACUGGCACGGCUUCGCGCGUGUCGCACUACGGCACCGGCACCGGCACGCUCGCAUCGCUCGUCUCCCCUCUGUCACCCGUCGACUCCCACGAAGCGGACGGCAAAGAACGGCACGUCUUCGAAAUGGCGGGCGACAUGCCCACGGUGAAAGAAAAAGACGGCCACGAGAUGAGCGAGAAGGAAGCCAUGGCGCACAGAGAAAAAGUCUACAAUGGGGUUGAGAACCCGCCGAGUCCGAGUGAAGUAGCGGCGAUGUCGCACGAGGCGACGGGAAGGGAGGCGCCUAGUAAAGUUGAUGCGGGUGAUGUUGUGCGGGCGAGUGGUGCGGGGUUGGGGACGGGGGAGGGGGGGAAGGAGGAGAGGGAUUUUGGGCUGCAUAGGCAGUUUUCGUUUGAGGGGGAGGCGGGGAGGAGGGAGGCGGAGGCGGAGGCUGAGAGGACGGAGGAGCUGUAUAAAUGA